AUGCACUUCCUUACUAUUUUCUCUUUGGCUCAGGCCGUCAUGGCGGCUCCUCUCAUUAUCCCUCGUGGGGCUGACGAGGCUGAAAGCAAGUACAUCGUCGUCAUGAAGACUACCGCGGUUUCUCAGGCUGUUAUUAGCACAAUUUCUAAGAUUGCAUCCAAUGCCGACUACACCUACUCCAAUCUUUUCAACGGCUUCUCAGCUAGCCUUACCAAAUACGAGCUGAAAGAUCUACUCAACAACCCCAACAUCGAUUUCAUUGAAAAGGUCUCCACCUUGCAUGGAGCAUCAACACAGAAAAACGCACCCUGGGGUCUAGCCCGUAUCUCCAACAAACUACCGGGCAAGGAUCAUACAACCUACACCUAUGAAGAAAGUGCCGGUGAAGGCACAUGCACUUAUGUUCUCGACACAGGCAUUGAAGUCGACCACCCUGAAUUCGAGGGCCGCGCCAGAUUCGUGCAGAACUUUGUUGAUAACGCUGACUUGGAUGCUAACGGUCAUGGGACUCAUAUUGCGGGCACCAUUGGGUCUAAAACGUAUGUUGUCGCAAAGAAGACGCAGCUCUUCGCUGUCAAGGUUCUAAAUGAGCAUACAGCGGGUCAGACGUCGGGAAUUCUCGCGGGCAUGGACUUUAUUGUUGAGGAUGCUGCUACGCGCAAAUGUCCCAAGGGUAUUGUGGUGAACAUGUCUGUCAGCGUUGCUUCUUCACCUGCUAUCAACGCAGCGGCUCGAUAUAUCGUGAAAUCGGGUUAUUUUCUUGCUGUAGCAGCUGGUAACGACGACACAGACGCAUCUCACGUUUCGCCAAGCAAUGAGCCUAUGACCUGUACUGUUGGAGCAACCGCCCAGAACGAUACUAGAGCCUCAUUCUCCAACUACGGUGUUUCUGUGGACGUGUUUGCCCCUGGCGUCGAUAUCAAAAGUACCUGGAUCAAAGGAGGUGUCAAACUCGAGUCAGGCACAUCAAUGGCAACACCACACGUCACUGGCCUCGCGGCUUAUCUUCUGGGCCUCAAGGAUAUCAAGGCAUCAGAAUUAUGCAACCUUAUUGCAUCCAUGUCUCUGAAAGACGUCAUGAAGGGUAUUCCUGAAAACACGGUCAACCUCUUAAUCCAGAACGGCGAAGCGAUGUAA
This is a messenger RNA of Fusarium odoratissimum NRRL 54006, 1137 nucleotides long. RefSeq lists its product as uncharacterized. The record is from RefSeq and is a predicted model, not a curated record. Gene Ontology annotation, molecular function: serine-type endopeptidase activity. NCBI's taxonomy places the organism in Eukaryota, Fungi, Ascomycota, Sordariomycetes, Hypocreales, Nectriaceae. Gene Ontology annotation, biological process: proteolysis. The transcript has 3 exons. Bases 1 to 1137 code for a protein of 378 amino acids.